UGUAUUUGCCUACCCACCUAUACUGGAACAAAUUGUGAAACAGUGGUGAUGGACAGCAAUCCUUGUUCCAUUAGUCCGUGUGAGAAUGGUGGAACGUGUUACCAGGGAUCGACAUCAAGAACUUAUGUUUGCUCAUGUCCUGUUGGUUAUUCAGGAACAAAUUGUGACGCAUUUACCCUGUGUUCCACUGGUGCGUGCAUGAAUGGCGGCACGUGUUUGCAAAGCUCUAGCGCAGCCAACAUUUUCUGCUUGUGCACACCAGGUUAUGAGGGAGACAGAUGUCAAACCAUAGUGAAUGUAUGUUCAACUAAUCCAUGUCAAAAUGGUGGAACAUGUCUUCAAAGCUCCGUCAGUAAUUCUUAUACAUGUAUUUGCCUACCCACCUAUACUGGAACAAAUUGUGAAACAGUCCCGCACCAGGGCUUUGGAGAACCACCAAUUUAG
Messenger RNA from Anneissia japonica, 444 nucleotides. RefSeq names its product delta-like protein C. Bases 49 to 444 code for a protein of 131 amino acids. Gene Ontology annotation, cellular component: protein-containing complex; plasma membrane. The record is from RefSeq and is a predicted model, not a curated record. The transcript has 5 exons. Gene Ontology annotation, biological process: establishment or maintenance of epithelial cell apical/basal polarity; heterophilic cell-cell adhesion. Gene Ontology annotation, molecular function: calcium ion binding. Lineage: Eukaryota; Metazoa; Echinodermata; Crinoidea; Comatulida; Comatulidae.